ACCGCGAGAACCAGUCUAUGCUUAUUACUGGUGAAUCUGGUGCCGGUAAGACUGAAAACACCAAGAAGGUCAUUGCCUACUUCGCCAAUGUCGGUGCCUCCACCAAGCCUAGCGAAAAGAAAGGAAAGGGCAACUUGGAAGAUCAAGUCGUGCAGACUAACCCUGUGCUUGAGGCUUUCGGUAACGCCAAGACCGUGCGUAACGACAACUCCUCCCGAUUCGGUAAAUUCAUCCGUAUUCACUUCGGCCCCAUGGGCAAGCUGGCCGGUGCCGAUAUUGAGACCUAUCUGCUGGAGAAGGCCCGUGUCAUCUCGCAGCAGCCUCUGGAGCGAUCUUACCACAUCUUCUACCAGAUCAUGUCUGGUGGUGUUCCCGGCCUGACAGACAAACUGCUGCUCGGCAAUGACAUCACAAAGUUCUACUUUGUGUCUCAGGGUAAAACUACAAUUCCCGGUGUUGAUGACAAGGAGGAGUUUACUAUCACCGAUGAAGCCUUCGACGUGCUGGGCUUCAGCGCCGAUGAGAAGUUCGACAUCUACCGAAUCACCGCCGCUGUCAUGCACAUCGGCUCGAUGAAGUUCAAGCAACGCCCGCGCGAGGAGCAGUGCGAGCCCGACGGCAUGGAGGAGGGCGAGAAGACCUCUCACCUGCUCGGCCUGAACGCCGCCGACCUCUACAAGAACCUGAGCAAGCCCCGCAUUAAGGUCGGCAAUGAGUUCGUGACCCAGGGCCGUAACGCCGCCCAGGUCUCCUACUCGAUCGGCGCCCUGGCGAAGGCGAUGUUCGAUCGGCUCUUCAAGUGGAUGGUGAAGAAGCUGAACGAGACGCUGGACACCCAGCAGAAGCGCCAGCACUUCAUCGGUGUGCUCGACAUUGCCGGCUUUGAGAUCUUCGACUACAACGGCUUCGAGCAGCUGUGCAUCAACUUCACCAAUGAGAAGCUGCAGCAGUUCUUCAACCACCACAUGUUCGUCCUCGAGCAGGAGGAGUACAAGCGUGAGGGCAUUGACUGGGACUUUAUCGACUUCGGCAUGGACUUGCUCGCCUGCAUUGAGCUCAUUGAGAAGCCCAUGGGCAUCUUGUCCAUCCUCGAGGAAGAGUCUAUGUUCCCCAAGGCCACCGACAAGACCUUCGAGGACAAGCUGAAGACGAACCACCUGGGCAAGCACCCCAACUUCCAGGCCCCGAAGCCUGGCGCGAAGGGUGCCUCCAGCGCCCACUUCGCCAUUGUGCACUACGCCGGCACGGUCGCCUACUCGGUCACCAACUGGCUGGAGAAGAACAAGGAUCCGCUGAACGACUGCGUCGUCGACCAGUUCAAGCACGGCUCGAACAAGGUCCUGCAGAUCAUCUUCGAGGACCAUCCUGGUCUGGGCGGCGGCGAUGACGGCGGCGGCAAGGGCGGCAAGGGCGGUGGCCGCAAGAAGGGCUCUGGCUUCCAGACUGUCUCUGGCCUGUACCGAGAACAAUUGAACAAGCUGAUGACCACCCUGCGCCAGACGCAGCCCCACUUUGUUCGAUGCAUCAUCCCCAAUGAAACCAAAUCCCCAGGUAUCCUUUCCUCUUCUACCUUUUUCCAGCUUCUCUCACUACCA
This is a messenger RNA of Rhagoletis zephyria (snowberry fruit fly), 1595 nucleotides long. The record is from RefSeq and is a predicted model, not a curated record. NCBI's taxonomy places the organism in Eukaryota, Metazoa, Arthropoda, Insecta, Diptera, Tephritidae.